UUACAGAUUGUAUUGUCUUGAAGAAGUGAAGAUGGCUGGCUGGCUAGCUAGCUAGCUAGACACAAGAUGCACAUGAACUUCGCUGCCUAGCUAGUGACGUUACUAGUAGUAAACUUGAGUGAACGGAUAUUCUAUGACCCUUAUUUGCUGUUGUUGUCUUUAGCCAUGUUGUUGGGUGUAUGAAUCUGACCUGUCAGCUGACAAAACCCCACCAGAUAUCCGACUGUUCUACGAAAGGGCAGGGCGAUAGAAAGCAUGCCCUUUCUACAUGGCUUUCGCAGGAUCGUUUACGAGUACCAGCCACUGGUGGAUGCCGUGUUGAGCGUCGUAGGGGUGGAGGAGAAUGCAAGUCCCCAGGGCAGGAGCAGUAAUGUAGAGAACAAGGGCGCCCUCUGCCAUUCACUGGUGGAGUUGCUGGAGAAAGAGUCACAGUCUGCGGUAUUUCAGGAGGGGAUAAGCUAUUCCCUGUUCAAAGUUGCAGAGCAUGGUUUGGUCUUUGCUGCUGAGGUUCUCCUGCGCUAUGGGGCAGACCUGAACUUUGAGGACCCCGUGUCAUACUACAACCCCCUGCACAUAGCAGUAUUGAGGAACAGGCCUGAAAUGGUGCAGGCCCUGGUGCGCCAAGGGGCCAACGUCAACAAACGGGAUCGGAUCCACGAGUGCAGCCCGUUGGACCUGGCCAGCGAGGAGCUGGAGAGGCUGCCCUGCUUACGCGUUCUCCUCGACUUGGGGGCCGACGUCAACGCCAGGGACAAGAGCGGAAAGACAGCGUUGCUCCACGCGUUUGCCGUCAGCGAUGGAAUCACUGUGAACAACAUAGCCAACAUUCAGCUGCUUCUGGAGAAAGGUGCGGACGUCCGGGCUGCCACGGAGGAGGGGGAGACGGCUCUGUCCUCGCUGGUCUUCCUGGUGAAGGAGGCGCUGGAGGGCAACGCGGAGGACGUGCGCGAGGCGGGCCGCUUCUGCCUGGCCGCCACGCGGCUCCUGCUGGCCCACGGCGCCGACCCCAGCGGCUGCGAGGGCGACGGUGGGGAGGGGGAGCCCUCCCUCACCCAGACCUGCCUGGAGCACUUCGACCUGCUCUUCCCUCUGGCCGUGCUGCUGCUGCAGAGCGAAGCCGCCUUCCGCUGCCCCUGCCCGGGCGCCCCCUGCUGGACGGGACAGGGCCUGAUCUUCAGCCGGCUGGAAGCCGUCCUCCGGGAGAACCCCGGCUCGGCGGAGGAGGUAGCGCCGGCGGCGGCGGCGGCGGCGGGCGAGGUCUUCGCCCAGGCGGAGUUCCUCCUGGACCUGGCUCAGGUGACCUCGCCGACCCUCCCGCUCACCUGCGGGCUGGGCCUCCCCGUCGCCUCGGAGCUGGACCGCCACGGCCGAGCGGUCCUGGAGUUCCGCCGCCGCGUCUGGAGCCGGGAGUGCGGCCCGCCCCCCCUGCGCAGCCUCUGCCGGGCCUUCAUCCGCCGGAGCCUGCAGCCGUGGCCGCUGGACGGCAAGGUGAAGGCCCUGCCCCUGCCGCACCGGCUGAAAGAGUUCCUGCUUCCCGAAAUCGCCUAUAAACCCAAACCCGGCCAGGACUGCUUCAGGCCACACCGCCCCCUCCGGUGAACCAACUGCGGCCACCAGAGGGCAGUGCAAGGCAUGGUGGGAGGAGGCUCAAGCCCUCCUUGCCUUUCUAAUGUGACUGGUCAGUUUACCAGCAUGGCAGUCAGUUAGUGGCAUUAAAAUUUAUGCCCGGUUUUUCCCUUUGAAGGUUUUGGACAAGGAUAUGGAAUUUCUGAAAUGCACAUAGAUGUGGACUGUGGCAAUUUGAAUAAAGGUUUAUACAUAUUCAUGUGUGAAGUGUAUAACUGGUAUUCUGAAAUGUGUAAACAUCAAAGGCUUGUGCUGCUGGGAUAGCUCAGCUGGAAUGCAGCUAAGAUCUGGGGUGGAAAGACUUAUUUUUCACAACAAUAAAGCCUUUAAUGUACUGA
Anguilla rostrata (American eel) is the source of this 1964-nucleotide messenger RNA. RefSeq names its product ankyrin repeat and SOCS box containing 6 (gene asb6). Lineage: Eukaryota; Metazoa; Chordata; Actinopteri; Anguilliformes; Anguillidae. Gene Ontology annotation, molecular function: protein binding. Gene Ontology annotation, biological process: intracellular signal transduction. Gene Ontology annotation, cellular component: nucleus; cytoplasm. The record is from RefSeq and is a predicted model, not a curated record. The coding region runs from base 256 to 1599 and encodes 447 amino acids. The transcript is spliced from 7 exons.